AUGGAGAUCACCACAAGAAGCUUUGUGCUUUCACUUGCUGGCAUUGGUAUAAUGGUGAUGAUGAUGAUGACGAGCUCGGCCGAAGCAACAAUGCCUGCUGUGUUUGUGCUGGGAGACUCCACAGUUGAUGUUGGGACCAACAAUUUCCUGACGGGAAGCGUCGACAGAGCUGAUUUCCCUCACAAUGGGAUCGACUUCCCUGGCUCCAAGGCUACUGGCAGGUUCAGCAAUGGCUACAACAUUGCUGACUUUCUUGCUAAGCAGCUGGGAUUGGAAAUGAGUCCACCACCUUUCUUCUCGCUUGGGAAUGGCACAGCUCCUCUGAACAACUCGAGCUUCAAAGGUGUGAACUUUGCAUCAGGAGGGUCUGGCAUUCUUGACACCACUGGACUUAGCCCGGUACAAUCUCAAUCCACGAUUUAAUCGUAAUUGUAACGAGUUUCGUGUUAUUGGGAUGUAAUUGGUUGUUUUUUUCACUUGACUCGUGAUGGAAUGUCUUCCACAACAGGAUGGAGUGAAGAUGGUUGUCCCGUUGAGCGAGCAGGUUCAGCAACUGGGCUCCAUCUCCUCGAGGCUCGCCAGCUUCAAAGGUGCUGAAACCGCGGCAGACUACCUCGCGACCUCAGUGUUCAUCAUCAGCAUCGGAAGCAAUGACAUGUUCCACUAUGACCAUGACAACAGCAGCAGCAGCAGCAGCUCGACAAAGGAACAGUUCAUCUCUCAAGUGACAGCCACAUACCAGAAACAUUUGAGGACAAUGCUUGGGUUUGGAGUGAGGAAGAUUGGGAUCAUUUCCACGGGACCAGUUGGCUGCUGCCCAUCUCAGAGGAGAUUCAACCAGACAUCAGGCUGCUUGGAGCCCUUGAACGAGUUGGCCGUUUCCUUCAAUGCCAAGGUCAAAACCAUGAUGGCACACCUCAGCUCGGAAUUCGAUGGGAUGCAAUACUCGAUCGGGGAUACCUACUCGAUGACCAUGAAUUUGAUCAAGAGCCCUGCAUCAUACGGAUUCAAGAACAUAAAUACAGCAUGCUGUGGACUCGGGAAGCUGAAUGCGGAUUUCUUCUGCACACCUGAUGCCAACGUUUGCACGAACCGGGACGAGAUGCUGUUCUGGGACAUGUUCCACCCUUCACAGGCUGCAUCAAAGCUUGCUGCUUCGGACCUCUACAAUGGCGGCCAACCUUUUGUGACCCCCAUCAACUUCAAGCAGUUGGCUGCCGCCUUCUAAAUGAUCCCAUUUCUUUCUCUCUGAUGUUUCUUUGUCUAUCAUUUCAUUCGCAGCAUUUCAUUGUUUUGCUUCCUGAACAAGAAAAUCUAAUAAUAAUCUAAGAUCAAUAUUCUUCACAUUCACUUUUUCAAUAUUUGGAAGCGGGGGAAACUCAAGACUGAUUUCUCGAGGUUAUCGAGCAAUUCGUUUCUCAUUUUUCUCCUCUUAGAUUCCCCAUAAACGUAGGAGUCAGCAUACGAUCGGUUCGGUUCAAACCACACCAAACCACGAAAAAAGAAUGAACCACAAACCAUCCGUUACGGUUUGACCGGAACACCAGCUGAACACACCGAAGUUUAUUCCGAUUUGGGUGC
Linum tenue is the source of this 1581-nucleotide messenger RNA. The record is from the annotation of a GenBank genome assembly. Lineage: Eukaryota; Viridiplantae; Streptophyta; Magnoliopsida; Malpighiales; Linaceae.